Messenger RNA from Gordionus sp. m RMFG-2023, 2349 nucleotides. RefSeq names its product inositol-3-phosphate synthase-like. Gene Ontology annotation, cellular component: cytoplasm. Gene Ontology annotation, molecular function: inositol-3-phosphate synthase activity. The transcript has 9 exons. The coding region runs from base 29 to 1882 and encodes 617 amino acids. NCBI's taxonomy places the organism in Eukaryota, Metazoa, Nematomorpha, Gordioida, Chordodea, Parachordodidae. The record is from RefSeq and is a predicted model, not a curated record. Gene Ontology annotation, biological process: phospholipid biosynthetic process; inositol biosynthetic process.
AGAUACUCUAAAAUUAUAAAUAUUUAUAAUGUCAUCUUUUUUUGUAAUUUCACCUAAUGUUAAAUAUAAUGAAGAAUUUAUUGAAUCUUCCUAUAAUUAUGAUACAACAAGGAUUGAAAAAAAUAAUGGGAAAUUAAAUGUUUACCCAUUAAACCAUAAAAUGGUAUUUCGAACUGUAAAAAAGUUACCAAAAUUAGGUGUUAUGUUAGUUGGAUGGGGUGGAAACAAUGGGACAACUUUAACCGCUGCUACAUUAGCAAAUAAAGAAAAGUUAUCUUGGAACACUAAAACUGGAGUUAUUCAAGCUAAUUAUUUUGGAUCGAUUACCCAAUCUGCUACUAUACAUUUAGGAGAUAAUAGUGAAGAUGGUCAAAUUUAUGUUCCCCUUAAAAAUAUGCUGCCAAUGAUAGAUCCAAAUGAUAUAAUUUUUGAUGGAUGGGACAUAUCUUCCAUGAAUUUGGCUGAUGCUUUGAUAAGGGCCAAGGUUAUUGAUUACAAUUUGCAAAUACAAUUAAAACCUAUGAUGAAAGGAAUGAAGCCAAGACCUUCAAUAUAUCAACCAGAUUUCAUAGCAGCUAACCAAGCUGAGAGAGCUGAUAAUGUGAUUAGUGGAUCCAAAAAGGAACAAAUGGAAAGAGUGCAAUUGGAUAUUAGAGAUUUUAAAGCAAAAAAUAAUUUAGAUCAAGUGAUUGUGUUAUGGACCGCUAACACGGAGCGUUAUAGCGAAGUCCGACCAGGCCUGAAUACCACUGCCGAUGAGCUCAUGAAAUCUAUUGAGAAUAACGAUCCCGAAGUAUCGCCUUCCACGCUCUUCGCCUUGGCCUCCAUAUUUGAAAAUUGUACUUACAUAAACGGGUCCCCUCAAAAUACUUUCGUUCCAGGAGUCAUCGAAUUGGCCGAAAAGAAGGGCGUCUUUAUAGCCGGCGACGAUUUUAAAACAGGUCAAACCAAACUGAAAAGCGUUUUGGUUGAUUUUCUCGUUUCGGCCGGCAUAAAACCUCUCGCUAUAGUCAGCUACAAUCACUUGGGAAACAACGAUGGGUACAAUCUCUCGGCCCCUAGUCAGUUUAAAUCCAAGGAGAUCUCUAAAAGCAACGUAGUUGACGACGUUGUGAAUUCUAACCGAAUUCUCUAUCCAGAACCUGGUUCAAAACCGGACCAUUGCGUAGUUAUCAAAUACGUUCCGCAAGUCGGUGACAGCAAAAGGGCGAUGGAUGAAUACACAAGCGAACUCAUGCUCAACGGCCACAGCACCAUCGUCAUCCACAACACUUGCGAGGACUCAUUGUUGGCGGCACCAGUGAUUUUGGAUCUUUUGAUAUUGGCCGAAUUGUUUGAACGGAUCAAGUUCAAGAUAGUUUCGCCUGAAAAUGCUUCCUUGGAAGCAAAAGAAGAGUUUCAACCCUUCCACCCGGUUAUGAGCGUGCUAAGUUAUUUGCUCAAGGCUCCCCUGGUCCCUAAAGGAGCCCCUGUCAUAAACGCUUUGUUCAAGCAAAAAUCCUGUAUAGAAAACUUAAUAAGGGCCUGCGUCGGCCUUCCACCUGAAAAUCAUAUGUUGUUGGAGUACAAGCUUGUCGGAGGCGUUGAAGCCACCCAAGCAUUCCUAGGGGUCCCAGAAGGAGCCAAAAGCUCCUCCGGUAAGGCUACUUCUCCCGCCUCUCCUACCCAGGCGCACACGGGCAAAAUUGAAGAUCAUUUUACCGCUAACAAACCAAAGGAAUCCAACGAGAAAUUUCCACCUCCAGCUGUUCCAACCGGAGCUCCUUCUAACACACAGCACGCGUCGUCUGUGCCCCACAAGAGUGCUUCUAAGCAAAAGUCGCCUCACGUGAUUGCUAAGAAGGAACCUUCGACUCCUACCAAGCAAGCGGCUAAAAAUUAGAUCCAUUUAUCUAAAAAACAUUCAUCAUUAAAAAAUUAAUCUUAUCGUUGUUGUAAAUCUUUUACUACAAAUUAUUUUAGAUAAUGUUUUAAUUAUUAAAUUAGAGUUUAAUUGAUAUAUUUUUUAAAACCUCCAUUUUUAAUCAAUUUUUUUUUUAAAAACUAGUUAAUUUAAAAUGUGAUAUUUUUUUACGCCACUUUUAUAUACACUAUUAUAUUUUGCUAGGAACUUUUAAAGAAAUAAAUAUAAUAGAAUUCAUUUUAUUAUUAUUAUUACAGUAAUAUCAAUAUGGUGCUGUAAGCGAUUUUGAAAUUAUUCAUAUUUUUACCUUUUAUAUGUGUAUUUAAACACGUUUUAAUUUUGUAAAAUAAAUAGUGCAAAGCUUAAAUCAAAUAUUAAUCAUUUAUAAAACAUAAAUUAUAUUCUGCAUAUAUCAUUAUAUAUUUUUAUUUUCCCUUUCCUUCAUA